GCACGCGUGGAACAACUCGACUGGCUGUGUGGAACAGAGACGGUGGGAGUUAGCUGUGUAAUGGCGGCCUCGGUAUUGCUGUCUACGGAGAGCCCGGGACCCACUUUUGCGGUCGGCAAUACCAGAGUGUCAGUAGCCCCCGGUAACGGACCAGGGGCAGUGGGACCCGCCUCUUGGAACCGUUCGCUGGACAGGGCUUUGGAUGAAGCUGCGGCCACCGGCUGCCUGAACCUCAGCGGCAGGAAACUGAAGGAGUUCCCGAGAAGCGCCGCCAACCACGAUCUCUCAGACACUACCCGGGCCGACCUGUCCCGGAACCGGCUGCCGGACCUCCCUGUGGAGGUGUGCAUGUUCGUGGCUCUGGAGAACCUCAACCUGUACCAGAACUGCCUGCGCUCCCUACCCGAGAGUCUGCUCAACCUGCAGGCCUUGACGUACCUCAACAUCAGUCGGAACCAGCUGACCACCCUUCCCGCCCCAGUCUGCAGUCUGCCUCUCAAGGUUCUGAUCGCCUGCAACAACAAGCUGGUGUCUCUGCCUGAGGAACUGGGCCAGCUGAGGCAGCUCACUGAGCUGGACGUGAGCUGCAAUGAAAUCCAGACGCUGCCUGCCCAGGUGGGCCGACUGGAGGUGCUGCGGGACCUCAACAUCCGCAGAAAUCACCUGGUGCGCCUGCCUUCAGAGCUGGCAGAACUCCCCCUGGUGCGUCUGGAUUUCUCCUGUAACAAGGUGACGUCCAUUCCAGUGUGUUACCGCAACCUGCGUCACCUUCAAAGCAUCGUAUUGGACAACAACCCCCUACAGAGCCCACCGGCACAGAUUUGUAUAAAGGGGAAGAUUCACAUAUUUAAGUAUCUGAAUAUGGAGGCAUGUAAGACUACGCCGGAACUGCCAGACUUUGACAGGAGACCACUGGCCUUCGGAUCCUGUGUGGAGGACUUGUAUCCUGGGCGCCCGUAUGGAGCUCUGGACUCUGGCUUUAACAGUGUGGACAGUGGGGACAAGAGGUGGUCAGGCAACGAGCCCUCAGAGGAACUGUGUGAGUUGCCGCUCCGCGUGGCGGAGAUCACCAAGGAGCAGCGGCAGAGGAGGGAGAGGGGGCGGGAGGAGCGAGUGGCAGCCCUCGUGGCCAAUGGCACGGCGGAGACGGACCUGGAGCAGAUCGACUUCAUCGACAGCUGUACGACCGAGGAGGAGGAGGAGGACGGGCGGGGCCGCGGGGCGGAGUCCGUCAGCCUCAGCUCCCAGUUCAUGGCCUACAUGGAGCGCCGCAUCACCAGAGAGACCUCCCCAGGGAAGUCCAACUCCCCAAGGGAUUCUCGAACAGAUGACCCACGGCGACACAAUGCUACAAACAACAGGAGUGUGGAUGGUGUAAGUGCAGCGCCCUCUACUUUAUAUACCCAGCGAGCGUUGGGCUCGGGUGUCGGGGUGGAGCGUGUGCGGAGGGAGGCUCAGCUCGCGGCCCAGCGGUACGAGGAGGAGAGGCACAGAGCGCGCCACACACAGCGAGAGGCCGUCAUCAACUAUGUCAAGCACAAAACAGCUCAGAGCCCCACCAAACUGAGUCCCACAGAGAGUGAGAGUGUGUACCCCUCCAGACGUUCCACUCACACUGAUGACUCCGCCCUCUUCAUGCAGGGUGAGGAACGCCCCCCUCUCUCUCCUACAGCCCUCCAAUCACCCUCCUACCCUGGCCCCAAUGCUAUGCCCUGUCGAGGGCCCGCCCAAAGACCUGACAGCCUCCUGUGUCGUCUCGGUCAGAGAGAGGAGAAGAAAAGAGGAGAUUUGGGGGCCCAGCAGCCGGAGUCAGAGGAGUCCGGCCCCCCUCAGCCUGAGGGCCCCGUGGGAGAGGACGCAAAGCUGGUGGAACAGCUACGCAAAAACAUCGAGUGCCGGCUGAAGGUAACACUACCCAGCGACCUGGGGGCGGCGCUGACGGAUGGGGUGGUGCUCUGCCACUUGGCCAAUCACGUGAGACCGCGAUCAGUACCCAGCAUCCACGUGCCCUCGCCUGCUGUGCCCAAACUGACGAUGGCCAAGUGCAGGCGGAAUGUGGAGAACUUCCUGGAGGCGUGUCGCAAGAUCGGGGUCCCACAGACCCAGCUGUGUCUGCCUCUCCACAUCCUGGAGGAGAGAGGCCUCCCCCAGGUGGCUGGGACAGUGAGUGCGUUGCUGGACCUGGCCCCCGCUAAACACUCCCCAUCCACUUCAAACACCAGCGGCACGUCAGCGGUCAUGUAGGACCGACCGACAGACGGACGGACGGACGGACGGAAAGACACACAGGAAGCCUGUGGUUCAACUCCAUUACCCAUCACGCCCUCCUCCAUCUCACACCUGAAAGAGACUGAAAACGACUGCCACAGACACUGCCCUAGCCCUGCCCCUGCGCUCCCCUCCCAAGUCACAGUGCUCUCUGAGAAAGCCACUGAGACUGGGGCACUAGGACCGCCACGCACGCUUGCCGGCCGAGACCUCCCAAAGCACAGGUGAGACAGACGGGGGAGGAGGAUGGAGGAGUGAGUGACUCACAGUGAGUAGUGCAUCCACAUCCAGAGUAGCCAUUCAGAAGAAACUGAGACAGACUGACUUACGGACACAUUAAGGCACGACCACUGCAGACAUGCCCCUAUUGAGAGAUAGGCUGGCGUUGGAGAUAGUUUUUAUCUUCUCUCCAACUCAUACUUUCAAAAACUACAUCUCCCUGCUAAAGCAGAUUUUUAUCCAUAGCAUAUUUCUGUACCCUACAAUUAUCAUGUAAUAAUUCCACAUUUUUAACGUCAAAGGGUGGAGUCGUGCUGUCUGCCAUUUGGACCUAUGCGACAGGCGUGUCACUUUAUCCCAAGGGGGUCACAUGACUCCAGUCGUCAGGGGCAGUUUUCUGCAGCUGGCCUGUUAAGUAUAGUUGUGUUGAUAAGAAAUGGUUGUGUAAUAAGUGAAAGAUUAGACUGACCCAAAGAUGCCCCUAAGAACCCUUGGGCUUGUGAAGAGUGGAGGUAGAGGGCGGGGCUGGGGGGGGGGGUGUCAGCUCUACGCCCGAGUCACGGCUCUAGGGAUCCAUUUUGUACAUAUUUGCAUGCAGAACUGCAUUUCGGGCAUUACUCUCCAGCCUCCACUCUCACAGCAUGUAGUAAAUCGGUUUUAUCUUUUUUUUUUUUAAACAUAAAUAACUGUUAAGCAGCCUGAAUUCAGCAUAUAAUGGAGAGAUGAGUAACACACUAAAGCGACAGUAUUAUAUGGGUAGAAAUAUGCUGUUUUAAAAGCUUCGUAGAACCCUGUGUACACUUUGCACAGACCUGCAGCACAGAGCCCUUGCAGUGAGAAUUUCAAUUGGUGAACCACAGCAACGCAGUAACACUGAGAAGAGUGGCUUUUUGUGCAGAAGAGAAUUGGCUUGUGGGGUGUAAAGUGUGUGUAGAAGCAGUCUGCUGAGCAGGUGUUCAUGUGUGGCCCAACACGCUCAUAGCAGGGCGGCACAGACCUCUUCAGAUACAGGAGUCACGCUCUGUAAAACAAGGGGCUGUUUGGCACAGGCGUUGUGAAAUUAGGGAGUGUAAAAUGGGUCAGCCCCCUGCAGGGGUGGGCUCAUUUCACAUUUUUUGUUGAAAGGCGUCCUUCAUCUGUACACCAACCUGUCGUUCCUCUUCCCUGGUUUCCACGGUGAAGCUGCAUGGCAGCACGUUUAAGCUGUUUUACACCGAGCUCAUUGUAUGGACAGGUCAGCACUUGGGAGUCUAUCUGUCAGUGAGUCUGAGUCAGUGCUUGUACUUAGUGAGUCUGAUUCAGUGCUUCUACUAAGUCAGAGUGAGUGUGAGUCAGUGCUUGUACGUAGUGAGUCUGAGUCAGCGCUUGUACUAAGUCAGAGUGAGUGUGAGUCAGUGCUUGUACCUAGUGUGUCUGAGUCAGUGCUUGUACUAAGUCAGAGUGAGUGAGUUAGUGCUUGUACGUAGUGAGUCUGAGUCAGCGCUUGUACUAAGUCAGAGUGAGUCUGAGUUAGUGCCGGUACUAAGUCAGCGUGAGUAUGAGUCGGUGCUUGUACUUAGUGAGUCUGAGUUAGUGCCGGUACUAAGUCAGCGUGAGUAUGAGUCGGUGCUUGUACUUAGUGAGUCUGAGUCAGUGCUUGUACUAAGUCAGAGUGAGUCUGAGUCAGUGCUUGUACUUAGUGAGUCUGAGUCAGUGCUUGUAAUAAGUUAGUGAGCCUGAGUUGCUGCUUGUACUAAGUCAGGAAGAGGCCUGCUUAUCAGAUUGGGUGUUGCUGGUAUUGGACAGAAAUCACUGGCCUACUUGUGAGUGUGCGAUUGGCUGUGAUUGGCAGUGAUUUCGGGGGGGGGGGGGGUUCUCAGCUCACACAUCUCCUGUGGUACUCAUAUGCUGGGCUCACCUGGGGAGUGGCCAAGAGUUUAAAAUACAGAAAAUAAAAUACAGAUGUAAACACGUUUUUUUUUACCAUUUUAACUUGCUUUUUUAUUGACCUUGUUCUUUGAAAAGGGAAGUUAAAGGUGAUUGAUUAAAUGGUUAUUUUAAUUCUGUAUAGAUUUCUCACGAUUAUCCUUUUUUUACGAGUAGGGUGGAUGCUCACAGCGAUCAUGUGACACUACAGCAGGGUUGUUCCCUGCAUGACUCUGUACAGUAAAUAAAUACAUUCCAUACGUUUAUAAGUAUGUAGCGCUUUCAGUUUACUCUGAAGGACUUCUUUCCUUUACAACAGCCAAACAUUUUUCCUUUUCCUUUUGUGUUUCCUAAUGAAAUACACGCUCCCUCACCCCACAAGCACUCUUUGGUUUUAAAUAACAGGAGGAAAAAAAAAAACUAAAGAAUGUUCUGGAAUGAACAUUUUAAUGUUAUUUUUAAAUGUAUCAAUAAAAGUUUCCCACUUCUGC
Molecule: messenger RNA, 4883 nt
Organism: Conger conger (European conger)
Lineage: Eukaryota; Metazoa; Chordata; Actinopteri; Anguilliformes; Congridae
Gene: lrch3
Product: leucine-rich repeats and calponin homology (CH) domain containing 3
Molecular function (GO): protein binding
Source: RefSeq, a predicted model, not a curated record